Molecule: messenger RNA, 1520 nt
Organism: Paramecium sonneborni
Lineage: Eukaryota; Ciliophora; Oligohymenophorea; Peniculida; Parameciidae
Source: the annotation of a GenBank genome assembly
AAAUGAGUAGUUAAGAAGAAGAUAAUCAAUUUGAUGAAGAAUAUGAACAAAAUAAUUAAUAAAUAGAUGAAUUUGAAUAAAAGUACAAGUAGAAUGGGACAUCAUCAGAGGAUGAAGAACAAUAUUAAUAGAAAAGCUAUUAAUAAAAUAGUAAAGUUGAAUAGUUACCAUAAAUACAGUAUAAAUGAUCAUAUUGCAGUAGACCAUAAAAUAAAAUAGAAGCUAUUUAAAAAUAAUUAGAAUUUUAUAAGAAACAACCUCCAAAGACAUUGGCAGAGGAAUGUGAGGAUGUGAUAAAUUCAAAAAAUGAAAGUUUAAAAGAUAGAAAGAUAAGAGAAUUAGUUUAGAAGAAUAGAUAAUUAUUGCUUAGUUAUGAGAAGGAAAGACAGGCAAGAAAGAAACUUGAAGAAUAAGUAAAUAAAGCACUGAAAGAGACAGAUGAAGGAAUAAAGGCUUUAGAUAAAAGUAUUCCAAAAGCGGCGAUUCCAAAAGCAGAUCCUUUAGCAAAAGCAUUGAAGGGAUCAGAAUCCUAGAAAGAAGAUGUUGGGAUAGUAGAUGAUUACAAGAAUAAAUUUAAAGAUGCUGAUAAGAAGGUUUAAGAAUAGCGUGUAAAAUUAUAGUAAGUAAAAACAGAAUUGAAUAAAGCAAUGAGAAUAAUAUAAAGGGAAGUAGGUGAGAAUGUAAAUUUAGAUUAAUUGUUAUUGGAUGAAAAUGGAUGGAAGGGCAGAGCAUAAUAGAUUGAAAUAUUGAAAUCAAAAGUAAAAGAUUUAAAUGUAAAAUUGGGUUCAUCUUCUUAAUAUUCUGAUGUAUCUUAAAUGUCGAAGCAAUCUAAAUCAGAAGCUAAGAAUAAUAGUGAAAAAUAAUAGUAUGAGUUAUUGAAAUCUUAAUAUGAAGGAGUAAAAUAAGAGAAUGAGAAUUUGUAAUAGAAAAUUAAAGCAGUUUCAAGUAGAAGAUAAAUAUUGGAGGAUUAGAUAAAAGAAGUAAAGGCGGAAUAUGAAAAGAAUAAAAAAGUAUUAUAUAAUAAUAAUUAAUUUUUAGAUUCUUUUAGAAAAGAGUGAAAAUGAUGAUAAGUACAUAUUUGCAUUAAAAUCUGAGUUAGAUAAAAUGAAGAAGAAUUAACCAUAAUAAGAAACAAAAAUAGUUUAUAAGCCAGCAGAUGAUGAAGAGACAAGAAAAUUGCGUUAAGAAUUGAAGUAUUGUAAAGAAGAAAUUGGUCGUAAUGAAUAGAUGAUAAAAGAAUUAAUAGCAGAAGUAUAAAAUUGAAAUUAUGUUAGAAAGUAAAUAGAGUGAAACAGGAAAUACCAUAAUAAUAAUAAUAACAAGAGAAAGUGUAGAGUAAACCAAGUUAGACAGAUGAGAAAGUGAAAAGAUUAGAGGAAGAGAUUAAAGUUUUAAAAAGGGAGAGAGAUGAAUUCUUUAAGACAUUGACAAAAGAUGUAGAAACUUAGAAGAUGAUAAAAGAUUUAACAUUAUAAAAUGUAAAGUUGCGAAAUAGAAUUGAUGAUUUAACUAAAAAAUGA